AUGAUGUCCAGAGGAGAGCGGGACAAUGGGAAAAAUGGCACUGGCUACAAGGAGGACAAUAUUAGAAACAACCGGGACCAGGAUUCAGAGGGAAAAGCACAUAAGAGAUCGGAGACCAUUAACUGUGGUGUGAGCCUAAGGAAGAAGGUGAGCAAAAAUGACGAGAGCGCGGUGCCGUCCGCACGGGCGGAGAAGCCUCCCCUGGAGCAGCUGUACCGGGAGGGCCCGCUGCUGGGGAGCGGCGGCUUCGGCAGCGUUUACGCCGGGACCCGGCUCGCCGACGGCGUCCCGGUGGCCAUCAAGCGAGUGUCCCGGGACCGCGUCUUGGAGUGGGCGCGGCUGCACGACGGCGCCCUUGUGCCCCUGGAGCUGGUGCUGCUCUGGAUGGCGUCGUGGCCCGGCUUCCGCGGCAUCGUGCGGCUCCUGGACUGGUUCGAGCUGCCCGACGGCUUCGCGCUGGUCAUGGAGCGUCCGGAGCGCUGUCAGGACCUCUGGCACCUGCUGCACGCGGGGGGGUUCCUGCCAGAGCCCGUGGCGCGGGCGCUGUUCCGGCAGGUGCUGGGGGCCGUGCGGCACUGCACCAGCCGCGGCGUCCUGCACCGCGACAUCAAGGCCGAGAACGUGCUCGUUGACCUGGCCACCGGCGAGGCGAAGCUCAUCGACUUCGGCUGCGGCACCAUCCUGCAGGACACGUUCUACACCCAGAUGGCCGGAACGCGGGAGUACUACCCACCGGAGUGGAUCCUCUUUGGCCGCUACCAUGGCCAGCCAGCCACCAUCUGGUCCCUGGGCAUCCUGCUCUAUCAGCUGGUGUGCAGGCACCUUCCUUUCAAAAGCAGAGAGGACAUCGUCCGGGGACAGCUCUUCUUCCCGCCCCGGGUGUCUCAAGAGUGCCAGCACCUGAUCAGGUGGUGCUUAUCCAUGGACCCUGCAGACAGGCCAUCCUUGGAUGACCUUUUAGAACAUUCUUGGGUGCAGAAGCCCCACCUGGCCCAGGAGACAGCAGAGCGUCCUCUUCUUUUCACAGUAGCCAAAUCACUCAAACUUUCAGUCAGGACAGGGACUGUGGCCACAGCUGACCACAAACUGGACACGGUCAUGAGACGCCUGAGUGGUGACUUUAUUGCCGAGAGUCUUUCUGGGUCACCUCCCUCUAUGCUCCUUCCCUCCAAGCCGUUGCCUCCCAUCCGGAAGGGCUCUCCUUCCUGCAAGCCAAUCACAAUGUGCAAUGGAGAGGAAGAGAAAGGGAAAGAUGGCACUGGCUACAAAGAUAUCAGUAGAAACAUGAUUCCUAGAGAGGCUGAUCUGGAAGAGAGACCGCGCAUAGUUAAAGGAAUACAGCCACGAUCAAUCAGCAGCAUCAGAGAGAAGAAGUCUGAACAUGCAGGCCUGAGUGGUGACUUUAUUGCCGAGAGUCUUUCUGGGUCACCUCCCUCUAUGCUCCUUCCCUCCAAGCCGUUGCCUCCCAUCCGGAAGGGCUCUCCUUCCUGCAAGCCAAUCACAAUGUGCAAUGGAGAGGAAGAGAAAGGGAAAGAUGGCACUGGCUACAAAGAUAUCAGUAGAAACAGUGCGGAGCUGAGUUCAGAGGGAAAAGGGAGUGAGAGAACCUACCAACACUUAAUACGAAGUUCAGAGUCCCACACCAAGUCAGCACAGAAUCUGAGGAAAGUGAAAGCUAAAACUUAA
This is a messenger RNA of Cinclus cinclus, 1686 nucleotides long. RefSeq names its product serine/threonine-protein kinase prk-2-like. NCBI's taxonomy places the organism in Eukaryota, Metazoa, Chordata, Aves, Passeriformes, Cinclidae. Gene Ontology annotation, biological process: protein autophosphorylation. Gene Ontology annotation, molecular function: ATP binding; protein serine/threonine kinase activity. Bases 1 to 1686 code for a protein of 561 amino acids. The record is from RefSeq and is a predicted model, not a curated record. The transcript has 13 exons. Gene Ontology annotation, cellular component: cytoplasm.